This is a messenger RNA of Pocillopora meandrina, 10724 nucleotides long. The record is from the annotation of a GenBank genome assembly. NCBI's taxonomy places the organism in Eukaryota, Metazoa, Cnidaria, Anthozoa, Scleractinia, Pocilloporidae.
GUCUCAACUUGCCAAGAUCUUGGCAAGAUCCUUCCAAGAUAAAGAUCUUGACAAGAUCAUCCAAGAUCUUUCAUGAUCAUAAAAGAUCUUGACAAGGUUCUCAACCUGGGAUGUCCCCGAUGGACAUGUCAUGGAUUGUGUAGUAGGACAUGGAGUAAGUCUUGGCAAACAAGUGCAGUUCAUUAGAAAACAUCACCACUGCAAAUGGAUCCAAGUUGUUCACAGUGUUCCAGAAGAACUUGGAAUGUACAAAAGCAUUCCACAAGGUGGACAACUGCAAAAAGCAGAGUUAGAAUUGUGUAAGAUGGCUGAUCAAAUCAUAGCAAUUGGACCCAAAGUGGCAGAUGCUUACGAGCAUUACCUUCGUGGUAGUAAAAAAGACCAAAAUAUCUUUGAUCUCACUCCAAGCAUUUUCUCUGAAUUUUUGAAUGUUGAGCAAGCCACUAAAGAAGGAAGCACUUUCAGUGUUCUAGUCAUUGGAAGUGGUGACAGCUGUGAAGAUUUCAUAUUGAAAGGUUUUGAUGUUGCAGCUCAAGCAGUUGCUGAGUUGAAAGAUAAGUCCUACAAACUCAAGUUUGUUGGUGCACCAAGAGGGAAAGAAGGUGAAAUAGCAGAUAAGUUGCUUCGACAUGGUAUUGAUCGUAAUCAGCUAAUUAUCUGCAGCUUUUGUGACAGCAGAGAAUUAUUAGCUGACUUAUUCUGUGAGGUGGAUCUCGCUAUAAUGCCAUCCAAAACUGAAGGAUUUGGAGUCAGUGCUCUUGAAGCCUUAUCUGCUGGUUUACCUGUACUUGUCAGUGGUAAUUCAGGACUUGGAGAAGCUCUGAAGGAGGUGGCUCCAGGAUCACAGUGUGUGGUUAAAUCCGAAGAUCCAAAAGAGUGGGCCGAAAAAAUCCAGGAGGUACGACACAAAAAGAGGGAGGUGCGACUCUUGGAGUCAAGGUUUUUGCGUGAAAAAUAUCUGGAGAAGUACAGUUGGGAAGGGCCCAUUGGAAGUCUUGUAGAGAAGAUGCACAGUCUCAUGUUUGGUAGGCUAGCCUCUGCAUUAAUUAGUUUUUGGGUAAAAUCAUUGUAAUUAAGACAAGUGAAUUAAUUGAUACUAAGUACUCUUAAUCAGAGUCAAAAAACUUAGUUUUUCAUUAUUUUGUUCAGCAAGUGGUAACAUGGGUUCUUUAUUUCAGUUGCCAGAAGGUAAAAUUGGCCACCAAAAGUUUGAUUCCUAACAUUUUGGUGUCACUGCAAAAAAUGAAGUGAAGUUUCAAAGAGGUUUAUUUUGAUAAUCAAAUGAAAUUUUAACAAGGUGUUCUUUACCAGCAGUCAUCUUCACACUUGAGGGGACAUGAGUGGUCAUUAAGUGGUUGUCUGCAAGUGUGGGUGCCUUAGGACCAUGGGAAGUUCAGGGUGGUGGCUUCCUCCAGCCAUGAGCCAUUCUCUCAGUUCUGACCCUUUGGUUAGCUUGCAGAUUCUUAGUUCAGAAUUGGGACUCAGUCUACCACUCUUAAAAGACCUCUUACCACUGUCUGCUUAGCAGCAGGGAAUUUCAAAAACCUACAGCUGUGACCACCAUGUAGAACUCUGACACAGUGGUGAAUGCUGACUGUGAAUGACUACCACAAUCAUGCUAAGAAGAUAUUUUCGAAAAUUUCACUAAAUUCUAUUGUUUUAAUAAAUCAGCCAAACAAAAAUAGAUAGCUCUGCCAAGAAAGGAAGAAAUGGCUCUAAUCUCCUGAUUAGAAAAAAAUUGUUUAUCACAAAGACUAGCCAAUUAAUAAAAGUCAAGAAAGUAAAAAGAUUGAUGAAAGUUUUAAGCCUAAUCAGACACAGGGAUACUUGGUAAAGAAAAAUUAUGAGCUGCUCCUGAGGGGAGAAUAAUUACCUUCAGCUGCAAAUGAGGGAAGAAUAAUCUUUAGCUGCAAAUGAGUGUCCAUUGAAUUCCUCAUAUGUAUUGAGCUGUUGUAACUGCAGUAGUUGUUUUGUAGUAGAUAUGCAUAUAGUACAUAAACACUUAUUGGAGGUUGUUUUGAAAAUGUUGACGCUUUUUGUACCAAAAGGUGGUAAAGGACAGAGGUGUAACUCAAUACUCAACCUUCUGAAGCAGUUUGCAAAUACUCAAACUUAUCAGGUAGAAGUUGUUGUUGAGAUUUAACACCAAAUUCUUAUAACUAAGUUACCAGGGAAUGUUUAGCAGAUGGAGGGAAGAGUUGACAAUCAGAUUUGGGAGUUAAAGGGUUAACUGAUGUUCUGUCUCUUUUAGCUCUAAAAAGCUCCUCUGGUGAUCAAUCAUUUCCUGUAUCCAUGGAAUGUGGACAGUGUCCUCUUCCUUCAAGUUCAGUGCCUCAAGCCAACCUUGUUCAAGAGAGAAGUCACUCUCAAAGUUAGUGAAAUUUAUGAUGAAGUGUUAUUACUACACUUUUAAUUUUUCAUGUGAAACAAUGUUUAUUAUUAUUAUUAUUAUUAGUGUAUUUCCUAUUAUUAUAAUGCUUUGUUUUCAGGGACAUAAACAGUACAGUUUUUGUGUAUUGUUAUUUUUAUUGCUUUUAAAGAAAUGUUCCAAAACAUUCAAGAAUUGGUCCAAAGGGGAACAUAUGAAACUGGUUGCCAUGGGACCAGUGUUAAUGUGAUUUGUUAUAUGGCACAGUGAAGAAAGUAGAGGACACAAUAGGGAAGCCAAUCAAGUGCAAUUACUACAAUGCUACAAUUUCACAUUACCUUCACCCUAACCUCAAUCAUGCUAUGUUCAUGUGCAGUGGUGGUCAUAGGUCAACAGUGGCCUGUACACUGGCUAAACAUCAAUGUAAUGUACAUUGAUGUUUAGCCACAGUAAAAGCCCUGUACACCCAAGACUUCCAUCUUACAUUUAAGUGUGGCGGCAGUUUUUGUACAUCUCCAGAAAUGAUUCCCACUGGUUUCAAUAGAAGCUAGCUACCAGCAGUCAACCACUCUUAAAAGACUCUUACCAUUGUCUGCUUAGCCUGUAGAGAGGCUCCCUUGUUUGGGGUUUGCCUUAUGGCCCUUUUCCAGACACAGCUGCUUAUUAGACAAUCAGUAGCCACUUAUGAAAAGGUCAUUGAGACCCCUGUAUGUUUUGAAAUUAAAUGCUGGAUGUUAGAACAUGGUUGCAACAGGUGAAGGAACAAUCAGGGAAUUUCAAAAACCUACAGCUUUGGCCACCAUGUAGAAGCCAAACUUUGACACAGUGAUCAAUGCUGACUGUGAAUGACUACCACAGUCAUGCUAGGAGGAUAUUUUCAAAAGUUUCUCUUAAUUCUAUUGUUUUAAUAAAGAAGCCAAACAAAAAAGGAAAUGGCUGUGCCAAACAAAGGAAGAAAUGGUUCUGAUCUCUUAUAGAUAAAAAAAAUUGUUUAUUGCAAAAAGUGGCUAAGUAAUAAAAGUCAAAGAAGUAAAAAUAUUGAUAAAAAUGAAAGUUUUUAGCUUGAUCAGACACAGGGAUACUUCAAAAAGAAAAAAUUAUGAGCUGACAUGAGAGGAGAGUAAUCUUUUGCUACAGAUGAGUGUACACUGAAUUCUUCAGAUCCACUGAGCUGUUGUAACUGCAGAAAUUGUUUUAUGGUAGAUGCACAUACUUGUACAAAAGCAGUGAGAGGAGGUUGUUCUGAGAAAGUUGAAGCUUUUUAUAUCAGAAGGUGGAGAAAGACAGAGAUAUAAUUCAAUAUUCACCCUUCUGAGGCAAUUAUCUUGCUUAAGAACUAAUUUUCCGUAUGAAAUCAGUAUGAUCUAUCACUAAUUUCAAAGGAAAAUAAACAAACAGAUCAUUAACUAAGUGAAUUGUCAGUUAAUAAAUACUUAAUCUUCAAAGAAGCAUAUUCUUUUCAGUUAAUUUGCUAUUGUGCACUGUUAGGUUUAGGAAGCAGACCUGUUAUUGCAACUGGAGAUAAGAGGCCAGCCUCUAUUGUGUUAGGUGAUUGCCAUUCCAAACAGUUCAGGGGAGAAGUGAUAAACUAUUAUCAUAAUGAAAGUAAUAUUUAGAUGUUAAAUGAUGUAAAUUUUCUUGUUCAUUUUCAAAUGACUACCAAACUUGUAUGCCCUGGAAAGCUUACCAAUGGGCCAUGAUAUUUUUAAAAACCAUUCCUUUGUCCUUCCCAGGACAAAGAGCUGUAGUUAACUGAUGUUGUGUCUCUUUUAGCUCUAAAAGGCUCCUCUGGUGAUCACUCAUCUCAUUCAUCCAUGGAAUAUGGACAGUGCCCUCUUCCUUCAACUUUAGUGACUCAAGACAACCCUUUUCAAGAAAGAAAUCACUCUCAAAGUUAGUGAAAUUUGUGGUGAAGUGUUAUUACUGCACUUUUCAGUUUUUCAUGUAGAGCAAAGUUUGUUAAUGUUAUUAUUAUUAAAAUAAUAUUGUUACUAUUAAUAUCAUUUCUUGUUAUUAUAAUGCUUCACUUUCAGAGACAAACUGUACAGUUUUUGUGUAUAGUAAACUUCAUAUUUUUUAAGGAAAUGUUUCAAAACAUUGAGGAAUUGACACAAAAUGGAACAUAUGAAACGGUUUGCCGUGGGACCAGUGUUAAUGCGAUUUGCUCUACAGCACAAUGAAGAAAGUAGAGGACACAAUAUGGAAACAAAUCAAGUGCAAAUUACUACAAUGCUACAAUUUCACGUACAACGUCGGUCAUCGCUCAACAGUGGCCCGUAACAUUGCUCUGUUAUCCUCUGAAGUCAAAUUUUUAACAACUUUUUUCGCUCAGAAUUUUUUGACGUGUGACCCCAAAGUAAGCAAUGCGAGCGCUCGUGAAAGAGUUAGGGUACUUUGCAGAAGAGUGUUUAUACAGGAGGGGAAGAAAAGGGGCUAGGGCUAAGGGAUGGAGUGUCAGGGUUAGAUUUGUAUGGGGGAUUAUUUACGAUCCUUUCAGCUGUUAACAAAGACAUAAAGUUUGCUGAUACUUCGUGAAUCAUAUUAAAACCUUCUAACAGUGCCAUUUAGCCAUUUGGAAAAAAUGCCAUCAGAUAUUGUCAAUCAUCUGAUUUUAUUUAAGGUAAAAGGUUUUUAUCACGGAUUGUCUGUUGCAGAUCAAGUGCAAGACAUAACAAAGUCAGAAGAACCACACGUUACUACACAAUGCGCAGAAAAUCCUAAGUCAGCUGGUGAGUUUUUAAAAGAGUCAACACGAGAUAAGAGAUAGACCCCUUUGUGUUGAAAGGACGCGUUAAGUUUAAAGGCGUGACUGGCAUUAAAAAAAGAAAAGAAACGGAUGUGAAAUGGCGGACACCAUCUUUCACAAAUCUUCACAAUGAUCCUUCUGCACCUUCUUCUUAACCCCCCCCCUCCCCUCCGUAUGUUGGUGAUUCCUACUACUUCGUUACUCCGUAAGCUCUUACUGUAGUAAUCAGCGCUUGUUGAAUGGGAUUGAGCAUACUGCGACAAUUAUCUAGCCCGGAGGCUAUAAACACCGCAACACUGUAUCAAUAAAUUAUUUGCCUCACCCGCUUCAGUUUCGGAUGGUAAUUUUUUUUUAAAGACAAUGAAAAUCACGAUAUCCUACAAUUAGAGAGUUCAAUAAAAAUUUUAUGAUUUGAUUACUGAGUUUUUUCUAAAUUGUUUUCCGAGAUUAACUCUCUGAUAGCCCAGAGGAGACAUCUGUUAUUUUCAAUGGACGAACUUAGUCAUAAUUACGUAAGAGAAGAACGUCAUUUGAAGGUCACAAAAGGGGCUGACAGCCAAUGAGAGAAAGAGUGAAUUACAUCGAACGAUAUUAAUUUCAAACCGUGCAUAGUAAAACAGCUAUUGUACUGCAGAAGUAACGUCGAUCUUGGUCAGGGGCGUCGCCAGGACUUUUUAUGGGAGAGGAAGCUAGCCUUUUCCAGGCCAAAAGGCGAGCAGGCGAAAAAAAUUGCAUGCAAGCGCAUUCUACAGUUGUGGUAGUCAGCGAAACAGUUCUUUCCAUUUGUCCUCUCGCUGUUCUGCGCCGCCGCUUUUUUGAUCCUCUCCAGUGAUUGAAAGCGUUGAAGAGGCUAAACGGGGGGUGGAGGGUCUGAAGGAAGGGGUCACGGACGCUUUUUUAACUCGUUUUUUUUAUGAGAAUUCCACUAUGAAAAUGUGUCACUCACUCGAUAAGUUGUAGACAGUAGUAGUUAGUCGUCCUGUAGACGUCCGAACACGAAACCAUAUUGGAGUACUAUCCGCGCAUAAAACGAUAGAGAUGCUCUGUUACAGUUUACAUUAAGGAUCGUUGCUUUAAAUAUCACCUUCCAAGUGAACAAAAAUUCAUUGAGUUCAGGCGGAAACCUAAUGCAGUGAAUUGCCUCGAUUGUUUAUAAUCUGAGAUAAAACAAGAACCGUGAUUAACUUCAGUUAUCUUAAUUGAAACAUUGGCCACUGGAUCGAUUAGAAGCGGACGAAGAUAACCCUGUGCUUCUCUGACUAAAGAAAACUUGUGGAAUUCAUUUCCACAUAUCUUCAAUUAAAAUCAGUCAAAAAUACUAGCAGUCUCAUAAAAUGCGUUCUGAGGUCUUUUCAUUCCGAGGCAGAAAACUUAUCAGUUGCAAGCGGGAGAAAACCGUGUAAGCAAAGAUGAUUGCGUUACAUUGCAAACAUUUAUUGAGCAACUGUGAGGCGAAACGUGACAUAGUAAUAGAAAAUAGCGGAAUUUUGUUUGCGCAGGCGAGGAAAGAUUUGGAUCGCAGAAGCUAAAUUUGACAAAUUUUGCAAAAGGAAAUUCGAUAAACGCAGGAUACUAUUUUGUGCUGUUUUUGUUGACUAUAUAUGCGUUUAUUUUAUGUGGAGUUGGAUGUUUACCAUAAUUGUGGAUAUCUCCGCGACUUUCCGGAACCUUGGCUUCUAUGAUAAGAGCAAACCUUGUAUUGCUAUAAGACCAGUUAUUAUAAGUGAUAACCAUGGUUCUUCUCUGGAUUAAGUACUUUAUGCACAAGUGGGCCAAAGGUAUUCUUUGAUUUUGUGUCUAGUGUCUUAUACCACUGCCCUAUCUUUUGCACAAGCGGGCCCCUGUUUACGCGGCGAAAACUGGCAAAUGGAGUUUUUGCCAUGCAGAUUUUAUCGCAUAAGUGUGUUACGUGUUGAAAUAAUUAUUAUAUGCAAAAGUGAUGACUGUUAAGUUAACACAGUAGAUUUUAUUUUAUCUCUCCAGAUUACCCUGAGAAACUUGUGGCGCUGAUUAGACGAGAUUACAAGGGAACAGUAUUGUGUCCCUUCCCUUGGUGUGAGGAAGAAUUGCAAUUCCAACUCUCUAAGAUAUUUACAAGACUGACUAUCGUUUGCCGGAAGAAAGAACGUGCAAAGUUGACAGAAGACUCCGUCAAAAUGACUGAGGUCUUGAGACCAUAUAAAAAAUGUGAAUGUAAAUGUGAAUGUAAAUGUGAACGUGAAAAACCAAGAGUAGUGUUGAUCGAAGGGGAACCUGGGAUAGGAAAAACCACUUGCUGUCAGAAGCUUGCAUAUGAUUGGUCUGUGGGGGACAUUCCAACUGAAUCUUCUUUUCCUAAAGUGGACAUACUUCUUCGGCUGACGUGUCGUGACAUGAAGACUGCUAAAAUUGAGGAUGCUAUUGAAGAUCAGCUACUACCACUUGAUGUGAACGAGAAAGACAAGGAAAAUUUUUUCUAUUUCAUUCGCCAUUAUCAAUCUAGAAUCUUGCUGGUACUUGACGGAUUGGAUGAAUUACCGCAGAACCUGUUUAAAGAAUUUUUGCCUUUAAUUAAAGGAAGAGUUUUACCUUUAACUUAUCUCAUUAUAACAGCUCGACACGAAGUAGGGAUAAAUGUUCGGCUACACAGUGACGCACUGUUUGAGAUUAAAGGCUACACUAAAGAAGAUGCAGACAGUUACAUCCAGAAGUAUUUCAGUUGUCACGACAAAUCAAGGCUUGCUGAGAAACUAAUCAGGAAAAUAAAAAACGACUCACAGCUUAGGGAAUUGACUGCCAAUGCACUGAACACAGCUCUUCUAUGUCUUGUUUUUGAAGACACUGGCGGAAUAUUGCCUCACAACAAAACCAUGUUGUAUCGUGAACUUGUUGACUGUGUUCUGAGGCGAUAUUGUUCUAAGAAAGAAAUCCGUUUGUGCGACAGAAGUCCCAUAGACAAAUACAUGCAGGAGCUGAAUCAGUUGGGCAAGUUAGCUCUUGAAGCUCUGCUGAAAGAUCAAUUGGCUUUCACUCCAGGGGAGCUAGAGAGUCAGUCAACGGAAUUCCUUCGGCUUGGAUUUCUUUCUCGAGAAGCCAGUGUAAGCAAAAUCAGACCGAAGCCAACUUAUGCAUUUAUCCACAAGACUUUUCAGGAAUUCUUUGCCGCAUUCCAUCUGUCGCUUGAAUUGGAAACUGCUGAUAGGGACCAGACGGCCCUGCUGACUCAGCUUAGUCCUGUUGAUAAGUACUGGCAGGUGUGGAAAUUUUUGAUCACAAUGGUAGCAGAUAAAAGUGAAGAAACAGCUACUUUCCUGGUUUCGAGACUAUGGGCUUCUUUUCAGCGUAAAAAACCUAGGAAAUCGGUAAAACGUCAGUAUACAAAGCAACCUUUAAAAUCGAGCGACUCUGAACACGACUCUGAAGACGACUCUAAAGACGACUCUGAAGGCCACUCUGAAGAUGACUCUAGAGGCGAUCCUCAUGACGAGCAUGACAAAUCAUGUAGAGGGGAGCUCUUCGGCCUUUUAAAUGACCAUGAUAUAGAAGUCCCUGGAGAUACUAGAUGGGAUGAGGGGAGAUGGAGAGCGAUGGAUAGAAACUUUGCAGAAACUGAUGAGGUUUCCUUUUUUGAGAAAACAGUUGAUGCUAUUGCUCAGUGUGAACAAGGUAAUGAUAAACUUAGUUCCUGCCAGAUUAAAAUGGCCCGUACGCUAGCUCAUUGUUUUCCUAAGGAUGAAGUGAUAAUGAAGGAAAGUUAUCUCCCUGCUGAUUCCUCUCCCUGGGGCUCUCAAUUUUCACUCGUUUUCUACGAAUAUCUUAAAGGCAACCGCAAACUGAAAGAAUUAGUUUGGAAAGUAUCAGCUUCAGCAGCACUUGCAGAUGUCCGGUGCAUUAAAUCACUAACUCAAGCUCUUCAGGCGAAUCCAAAGGUUACACAUUUAAAUAUGUCUCGUGCCGGAGUCAACAAUGUGCAAGCGAAAGCACUCGGAGAAACUCUCCGGUCAAAUGACACUCUGACUCAUUUGUCCAUAGCUGAUAAUCGGAUAACACGUAUUGGAGUUGAAGCUUUAGCAGACGCUCUAAGAUCCAAUAAAAUAUUGAAGAACUUGAAUAUUAAAAGUAACAACAUUGGUGAUGAGGGAGCCAAAGUACUCGGAAAAGUUCUCCAGUCAAAUCACACUUUGACUCAUUUGUCCAUAGCUCGUAAUGGGAUAACACAUAUUGGAGUUGAAGCUUUAGCAGACGCUCUGAGAUCCAAUGAAAUAUUGAAGAACUUGAAUAUUGAAAGUAACAACAUUGGGGAUGAGGGAGCCAAAGUACUCGGAAAAGUUCUCCAGUCAAAUCACACUUUGACUCAUUUGUUCUUAGCUUCUAAUUGGAUAACACAUAUUGGAGUUGAAGCUUUAGCAGACGCUCUAAGAUCCAAUAAAAUAUUGAAGAACUUGGAUAUCGAAGAUAACAGAAUUGGUGAUGAGGGAGCCAAAGUACUCUGAAAAGUUCUCCAGUCAAAUCACACUUUGACUCAUUUGUCCAUAGCUCAAAAUCAGAUAACACAUAUUGGAUUUGAAGCUUUAGCAGACGCUCUAAGAUCCAAUAAAAUAUUGAAGAACUUGGAUAUUGAAAGUAACAACAUUGGUGAUGAGGGAGCCAAAGUACUCGGAAAAGUUCUCCAGUCAAAUCACACUUUGACUCAUUUGUCCGUAGCUCGUAAUCUGAUAACACAUAUUGGAUUUGAAGCUUUAGCAGAAGCUUUAAAGUCCCAUAAAUCAUUUAAGGACUUGGAUAUCAGACAUAACUACAUCGGUGGUGAGAAAGCAGAAGCACUCAGAAAAGUUCUCCAGUCAAAUCACAUUAUGACUCAUUUCUAGCUGAUACUCAGAUACUGGGUUGUGGAGAAUGGGUUCGCUCAUCGCAUCGUCAUCACAUGGGUGAUCAACGGGUAAGAGCUAUAGCACACGCUCUCCGAUAUAACAGUUCACUGACUCUCCUAGGUAUUUGUGUAAUUACUUUAAGUGACUCGUCAUUCGCAGCGCUGGGAGAAGCCCUUAAGAGCUAAUGUCAGCAUUCAUCAAACAAACAGCGGCAAGUCACCCAAAUUUGUUUUCUCUCCUACUUUCAUAUUUUGUAGCCCAAUAUGUUCUAAUAAUUUUGGUGUAGUUUUUUUGUAAAAAUUUAUUUUAGUUUUCGAGAAAUUACUUUUUUCGUUCGACUGCUCAAAUAUGCAAAUUUUCACCGUGAAUAUUACCAGAGUUGUGUGACCUCGUGUAACGAAUGUACUAGACCUACGGUAUAUCUGCGAACAUAAUCCUUUGUUUUAUCAUCUAAACUUAAUCCCCUGUCGUUAUUGAAGCUGGCAAAGAAAUAUUUAUUUUUUGGUGAAUAUUUUUGUCCGACAUACUUUUCCUAUGUCGAAAAGUAGCAUCAAAACAAAGAAAGUUUUAACAAUGACCGAUAAGACACAAUCUACUGAGCUUCAAGCUUUUAAAAGAUCAAAGGAUGGUUAUAAAGUUACUGUAAAAAUUUCCUUGUGUAUUUGUGUUGUUCUAUCUUGAGACGAACUCAAAGUCCGGCAAAAUUUACAUGAUAGCGACUAUGAAAUAUACACGGUGCGCCUACUUGUCACCACCGUUA